This is a messenger RNA of Dracunculus medinensis (Guinea worm), 510 nucleotides long. The record is from the annotation of a GenBank genome assembly. NCBI's taxonomy places the organism in Eukaryota, Metazoa, Nematoda, Chromadorea, Rhabditida, Dracunculidae.
AUGCAGAAACAAAACUCCAAUCCAACCAUUUUGCAAGAUUCAUUUGCAAUUGUUUCAACUUCACAGAGUUCGCAGUGUUCUGUAGACGAAGUAAAACCACUCGAAUCACAUUCUUUAUCUGAUUUUUCAGCAUCUGCGCAAAUGAAUUCAGUUUCUUCAUCGAAAAUGCAUGAAACUUUAUCAUUUCAUGCUUCUACGUCAAGAUUUGCCUCAAUUUCUAACCAAACUUUAACUCCUAAGGAAGAAUAUCGGAAAUUGAAGAAACAUUUUUACAAUCUUAUUGCUGAAAAUGAAUUUUAUCAAGAAGAACUACGUCGAUUACAACGAAAACUUUUAAAGUUAUCUCGUGACAAAAAUUUCCUUUUUGAUCGUUAUGCGAUUUAUGCGCCACAUAGCGGUUCAUCUGAUGAUUCGGAUCCGUGUGUUAGCGCUGAUGACCGAGUUACACUGAAAAAAAAACCGAGGCCUCUAACUGUUCGACGUCGUCCGGCGGCAUCGAAACCGAAAUAA